CUGGCGGCUCCGCCCUCCCUCCCCCAUAGCAUGAGCUCGCAACCUUCGAAAAAUCGCCGAACCUCGAGUGUCAUCGACCCGUACGCUGCGCCCCAUAUCUACUAUGGCGAGAGUCACUCGCAAAAACACCCCAGGGCCCGCACCUACUCGGCUAAUGUAGACCAAUCCUCGCGCAAUGCGCCCCUUAGCGAGGGCGUCACAGCUGGCCGCCGCAUCAGUCACGAUGAAAUCUCGCUGCAGCCCCGCCGCUUCAAGAUCAACGUCGACGAGACGCUCGAGCAGCUGCUGGCCCGCGAGGACUCGGAUCAAAACUACCAGAUCACCAUUGAUGACAAGGGCCCCAAGACGCUCUCGCUCGGCACCCUCGGCUCCAAUGCCUUCAAGAAGCACGAUGUUCGCGGCACCUACAUGCUGUCCAACCUGCUUCAGGAGCUCACCCUCGCCAAAGACUACGGCCGCAAGACCAUUGUCCUCGACGAAUCGCGCCUCAACGAGAACCCCGUGAACCGUCUCAGCCGCCUCAUCCAGUUCUCCUUCUGGGAUGGCUUGACCCGCCGCAUUGAUGGCUCCAACAUUGCAAAGGUCGGCGUCGACCCCAAAGACUGGACCCCCGAUCCCCGUCCCCGCAUAUACAUUCCCCAGGGCGCUCCCGAGCAGUACGAAUACUACACACGCAUUGCCCGCGAGCAUCCAGACAUGCGUCUCGAGGUCGUUCAGCUGCCACAGGACUGCGACAACGAAGCAUAUGUGCGCGACCUGAACAAGGCCCCUGGUCUUCUCGCCAUCGCCAUGGAAGAGUGGAUUGACCCCGAGACCAAGAAGAAGGACUUGAGAGGCCUGCCCUUUGUGGUUCCUGGUGGCCGCUUCAACGAGGUCUACGGAUGGGACAGCUACAUGUGCUCGCUUGGCCUGCUUGUCAACGACCGUGUUGACCUGGUCAAGUCCAUGGUGAUUCAUUUCUGCUUCUGUAUUAAGCAUUACAACAAGAUUCUCAACGCCAACCGCACAUACUAUCUCUGCCGUUCGCAGCCGCCUUUCCUGACCGACAUGGCCCUGCGCUGCUACGAACGCAUCAAGCACGAACCUGGUGCGCUCGAAUUCCUGCGCCAGGCCAUCUUGGCUGCCAUCAAGGAAUACUACUCGGUCUGGAUGAGCCCGCCUCGCUAUGAUCCCGAGACGGGUCUGUCCAGGUACCGACCUAGUGGGUUGGGAGUGCCUCCGGAGACGGAAGCCACGCACUUUGAGCACAUCUUGAAGCCAUAUGCAGAAAAGCACGGCAUGACUUUCCACGAGUUUGUCGAUGCGUACAACUAUCAACGGGUACACGAGCCUGAACUAGACGACUAUUUCCUGCAUGACCGUGCCGUGCGUGAGUCUGGUCACGACACUUCAUACCGUCUUGAGAAGGUUGCUGCGGACCUCGCAGUUGUCGAUAUCAACGCCCUUCUAUACAAGUAUGAAAUCGACAUUGGCCGCUGCAUCCGCAACCAUUUUGGAGACAAGCUGGAGAUUCCUGCUGAAUUCUGCACUGGCGACAUGAAGCCUGGCCAUAUUGAGAACUCGGCCGCAUGGGAGCGUCGCGCUAGAAAACGCCGCGUCCAAGUCGACAAGUAUCUCUGGGAUGAGGAGGCCGGUAUGUACUUUGACUACAACACGGUCAAGCACGAGCGUACAGGCUACGAAAGUGCCACGACUUUCUGGCCAAUGUGGUCCGGACUUGCCACGCCCCGCCAGGCUAGCAUUCUUGUGGAGAAGGCUUUGCCCAAGCUCGAGGCCUUUGGUGGUCUUGUAUCUGGUACAGAAAAGUCGCGUGGCGAGGUUGGUCUUGACCGCCCCAACCGACAAUGGGACUACCCCUUUGGAUGGGCACCUCAGCAGAUGCUUGCCUGGGUCGGCAUGCAGCGAUAUGGAUACGAUGCUGAAGCCCAGCGAUUGGCUUACCGCUGGCUCUUCAUGGUUACCAAGGCUUUUGUCGACUUCAACGGUGUCGUUGUUGAAAAGUACGACGUUACAAGAAAGGUGGACCCGCACAAGGUCGAGGCUGAAUACGGUAACCAAGGCAGCGACUUCAAGGGCGUUCCUCGCGAAGGUUUCGGAUGGGUCAAUGCAAGUUACGUCUACGGCCUCACACUGCUCAGUGCACACCAACGUCGUGCCCUGGGUGCCCUUACCGACUGGGAUACCUAUGCCAAGGCUAUGCAGGACCUUGGAAUGAUGUAAACGACAACCCUUCACACUGAGUAUACUCGACGUCUUCACCACCACAUGCAUCAGCGUAGAAUGUCUAGCGUUUGCCGUGCUUGUUUGUUCGUCUUUGGUUCGGCGGCAGAAUACAAUUUGGUUCGGUGCUCAUGCUCGAUAACGUAGCCACUGAGUUUGCUUGUCAUGGUAAUAGGAUAGGUUUCUCGGAAUGGCAGCCGGCGCAGGAUCAACCUUGUCUUCUUCUUCUUUCCCCCAGUGGUAGCCCAUCUGCUCAACGUCGCCUAUA
This is a messenger RNA of Exserohilum turcica Et28A, 2488 nucleotides long. RefSeq names its product glycoside hydrolase family 37 protein. NCBI's taxonomy places the organism in Eukaryota, Fungi, Ascomycota, Dothideomycetes, Pleosporales, Pleosporaceae. The record is from RefSeq and is a predicted model, not a curated record. Gene Ontology annotation, biological process: trehalose catabolic process. Gene Ontology annotation, cellular component: cytoplasm. Gene Ontology annotation, molecular function: alpha,alpha-trehalase activity; calcium ion binding. The transcript has 5 exons. The coding region runs from base 31 to 2220 and encodes 729 amino acids.